UGCCCGCCCCGCGCUGCCCUCGCGGCUGCCGCUCCGCUUUCGGCCAUGUUCCCGGCCCCGCUAUCGCGCCGCUCCGGGAUCCCCUCCUCCGCCGGGGGGGCUCGAGGGAACCCCAAACGGCAGCAGCCUGGGACGGGCUGCCCUCGUCCUGCAGCCUGUAAUCGUUACGGUCCCCACCCCUCGCUUUCCGUUUUAAUUCUUAGGGAGUUCUGCCCAUUGUGACUGCUAGUCGGGGCCGGGCUGUGCGCGGCGGGGUUCCUCCGGUGGCGGGGCUGCCCGGGGCGCUGCGGGCGGUGCGGGUGAGCGCGGUGUCUGCAAACGAGGAGCCGCGUGCGCUGCGUGUCUGAUCCGCGGCGCGCUGCUGGGAUGCCACCAGCACAGGUGGUGCGGAGCUGAACUCGCGGAGGCGGCUCCGAACUCUGCUAAAGGAGAAAACCUCAACUUUUUGGAUGUGCUAUUGAGUGGAUAUAUCUUUGGCAUGGAUUAUGUGUUUGGUCUUCUACAACCUGAGGCAACAAUGUAUGUGCUACGUAUGAUAGAAGAAUUAAUUGUAGGAAGAGACAAGUUGAAAGGCUAUACUACAUUAAGAAGCUGGUUUAAAAACAUUUCCAUUUCUUGUCAGUAACAUACAACCAAGAGAGCCCUGUAGUCCAACAGUAAAAUAACAACAACAAAGUUGUUUCUUUUUUUCCCUGGUUCAAAAAGAGCAAGUAGUCAGCAUGUGUUUUAUCAUGUGUUUCUUGGUUAUUUAGCACUGACUCUUUCAUUAUGCAGAAAUAAUGGAGUGAGGAUUUGUAGACACUCCCUCCCCACCACACAUUCAGCAGCUAAAGACUGUCAAGAUGACCUCUGAAGAGUUGACAGCUUCUGUUCUGGUCUCUGUCGUGCAGGGUAAAGUGAUACCUGCUCAGUCAGCUGGAGAUGAAAAUACUGAAAAUGCUUUGGACACCAGUGUUAUAAAAAGACACACUGCCAGUCCAGGAAGGCAAACCACACGCGCUGUCUCAUAUUUACACAGGCUGGAGGAAGAAAGUCUUCAGGGCUCAGUGCCCAAAAUAUUCACUUUGACAAAUAAACAAAUGACCGAUGACAAUAUUAAUGAAAGCUUCUGGGAGAGGAACAACGCCAUCUCUGAUUCAGUGAAAUUUCUUAACAUUAACUGUAACAUUGUGCAGAAAAGCUACAAGAGCAAUAUUCCAUGCGGUCAGUUAUAUAAAUCUUGUGGCCCUUUAGCAGGGGGAGACGCGUGCCUAGAAACUGGAAUUCCUGUUUCACUGGAAAGAGCUAUGCUUGCUGAAAUUCAGUUUAAAAUGAAUGGACCUUCACUAAGAAGCCAGACAGCAGCAAAUAAGAGUGAUGGCAGUGAUACUGAUGAAGUAGCCUUUUUUCACUUUCAUUGCGCUAGUGAAAGGAAUAUAUCGAAGGCUUUGUGCAAAUUGCACAAUGGCUUCAUAUUGAAUGACUGCUUACAGCCAGUAAGUGUUGGCAAUAGUAGCACUACUGGCUCCCCGACAUGCACUUGCACGUUAGUGGAGUUGACAAAUAAUUGUGAGAAUGAAAAUGGGCAACACUUGUAUGACGACACUUUAAGGGAUAAGUACUUCUGCCUGGAACGAGCACCACGAAAGGUUAAAGUGUGCUCGGGUCACAGCUUCUUUGGAAAUAACUUUACUGGAAGGAUGCCCUCAAAGCCCUUUCUGAGCCAUUUUGAAGACUGCAAUGAUAACUGUGAAGAAGAGAUGGAGGAGGAUUUUUUUAGAAACAAAAAGGAACGUUCCACUUUAUUAAUAAGACGUUUCUGUAAAAAUGAUAAGGAGGUUAAAAAAUCAGUUUAUACUGGAACGAGAGCGAUUGUUAGAACUUUACCUUCAGGGCACAUUGGAACUGUUGCUUGGAAUUACGUUGAGCAGAGGAACAACAACAGUGGCUUGAAGCGUUCUAGGAUUACAACAGAACAGCCAACUAUAAUUCAGAGCUUAAUAAAAUGGGAAUUUAAUUCCUUUCUUGAGACCUCUUUAUGGUAUGAGAUCCUCAAUACCGUGAGGGAAGAAGGAGCAGAAGACAUCUUUGGAUAUUUUCCUCAUCUUUUGAGAAAACUUCCAGCCUUACAUACAGCCUGUAUAUGCAAAGGUGAUGGUUUAUGUGUAAAACCAUGUGCAACAGGUGCUUGCUCUCAGUAUCGUGCCACUUUACAGAGGACUGCGCUCUCUAACUACAUAACUGGUGCUUUACUAGAAGCAACUACAUCAUUAGGAGCAAGAAGUGGUCUUCUAAAUAUCUUCGGAGGAUCAGCUGGAAGAACAAUGCUUAAAGAACGUCAAGCGUGUACAUCUAUGGCUGGCUCCAGUGUCCUUCCCUCCAACGUGGCUGGUAUCAGCAAGGAGCUCAUUGACCUGCAGCACCUCAUUCAGUUCCCAGAGGAGGUUGCCAGCAUUCUCACUGAACAGGAGCAGGAGCUCUACCGGAAAGUCUUACCCAUUGACUACCUCUGCUUCUUGACCAGGGAUUUGGGUAACGCUGAGUGUCAAAGCAAGCUUCCUUGUAUUAAAGCUUCCAUAUCUGCUACUAUUCUUUCUUCCCCAAAUGGUGAACGUAAUGCUGUAGAAGAUCUCGUGACGAGAUUUAAUGAGGUGAGCUCAUGGGUUACCUGGCUGAUCCUGACUGCAGGUUCUAUGGAGGAGAAACGAGAAGUCUUCUCAUAUUUAGUACAUGUGGCAAAAUGCUGCUGGAAUAUGGGCAACUACAAUGCUGUAAUGGAAUUUUUGGCAGGACUAAGGUCAAGAAAAGUUUUAAAAAUGUGGCAAUUUAUGGACCAGUCUGACAUUGAAACCAUGCGAAGUCUGAAAGAUGCUAUGGCACAACAUGAGUCCUCAUCCGAGUACAGGAAAGUGGUCAACCGGGCACUCAAUAUUCCAGGCUGUAAAGUAGUUCCUUUCUGUGGUGUAUUUUUAAAAGAGCUUUGUGAAAUUUUGGAUGGAGCAUCAAGCCUCAUCAGACUCUGCCCACAGUAUAAUUCCCAGGAUGAGACAUUAGAGUUUGUUUCAGAUUACAGUGGACAAGAUAAUUUCUUGCAACGGGUAGGCCAGGAUGGUUUAAAUAAUCCAGAAAAAGAAUCCACAGCAAACAGUAUAUUUCAGACUAUUCGGAGCUGUAAUCGCAGUUUGGAAUCUGAAGAGGGGGAAGAUAAUCUCAGUGAAGAGAGCAAUUCAAGAAAAAACUCCUUGAAGGACAGAAACCGUUACCAAUUUAUAAUUGGAGAUCUUUCAGAUUCUGAAAGUGAUAUAUUUGAGCAGUUGAAGGACUGGGACACAAGUUCAACAGAAGAGCAACAAAAGGCUUUCUGCCAUGGCAUAGAACUCAUUCCCUGGUAUGUGUUGUCCAUCAGAGCUGAUGUCCACCAGUUUAUGCUGCAAGGUGCAACUGUCAUCCAUUAUGACCAGGAGACACAUCUUUCAGCACGUUGCUUUCUUCAGCUUCAGCCUGACAAUAGUACUUUGACUUGGACAAAACCCACAACAGUUUGCCCAGCAAAUGCAAAAGCCAAGCUGAGUGUCCUGGGUAAUGCUGCUGAACUUGGUAAAUACCAGUUCCUUGGCAAUACCGGACUAAAUGGACUGGUGGAAGGUUUUCUGGAUUUGUUUUCAGCCAAGGCUGUGUAUAUGGGACAUUCUGGCAUUGAUAUGCACACUGUGUGUGUUCAAAAUAAACUUUGUAAUAUGUCCCUUGAAGAAAAUGGUAUAACACUACUUUAUGGACUUCAGACUACUGAUAAUAAGUUGCUGCACUUCGUUGCUCCAAAAUAUACUGCCAGAAUGCUCUACGAUGGACUGCUGGAAUUGACUAAAGCUGUAAGAAAAAUGAGGAGAUUCCCUGAUCAAAGAUUACAGUGGCUUCGGAAACAGUAUGUUAGCCUCUACCAGGAGGAUGGAAGGUUUGAAGGCCCAACCUUGGCUCAGGCUGUCGAACUGUUUGGAGGCAGACGAUGGAGCACAAGGAACACAAGCACAGGAACUCUGACCAAAAGCAGUGAGAAACCUAGUGUGCAGAGAAACAAUACUCUGGGAAUAAGUGCAGCUAAGAAAAAGAAGAAAGUACUCAUGAGGGGUGAAAGUGGAGAGGCCACUGAUGAUGAAAUGGCAACUCGGAAGGCAAAAAGCUGCAAGGAAUAUCGAAACAGAAGUGGUUCAGAUCCUCAAGAUAUUGAUGAACAAGAAGAAUCAGAUCAAAAUAUUAUUAUUAAUGCUUCUCCAUCUAACACCCUGUCAUCAAGAAGAGCUCACUCUCUGACAGCAUCUGGACCUCCUCAUUUAGGAGCUGCCACGUCCUCACCAGCCAGACCAGUAUCCUCUCCUGUAAUGCCUUCAAGCAAGAGUCAAUCGAGCACGUGGAGCAGCAGUAGCUGGCACGGCCGUGUUAAAGGAGGAAUGAAGGGGUUCCAGAACUUCAUGGUUUCUGAUAGUAACAUGACUUUUGUGGAAUUUGUGGAGCUCUUCAAAUCUUUCAGUGUCCGUAGCCGCAAAGACCUUAAAGACCUUUUUGAUGUCUAUGCUGUGCCUUGCAAUCGAUCCGGUCUAGAGCCUACUCCACUUUAUACUAAUUUGAAGAUUGAUGAAAACAGCAUUGGAUUCCAACCCGAUUUAGAUUUGUUAACUAGGAAUGUUUCAGACCUUGGUUUGUUCAUUAAGAGUAGGCAGCAGUUGUCAGAUAACCAGAGGCAAAUAUCUGAUGCUAUUGCUGCUGCCAGCAUUGUAACUAAUGGUACUGGAGUGGAAAGCACAUCACUGGGGGUGUUUGGUGUGGGCAUCCAGCAGCUGAACGACUUUCUUGUGAACUGCCAAGGAGAACACUGCACCUAUGAUGAAAUUCUCAGCAUUAUCCAGAAGUUUGAGCCCAGUGUCAAUAUGUGCCAGCAGGGACUACUAUCUUUCGAAGGAUUUGCAAGGUUUUUGAUGGAUAAAGACAACUUUGCCUCCAAAAAUGAUGAGUCACAAGAGAAUGCUGAGGACUUGCAGUUUCCACUGUCGUAUUACUAUAUUGAAUCUUCCCACAAUACCUACCUUACUGGCCAUCAGCUUAAAGGAGAAUCCUCAGUGGAGCUCUACAGCCAGGUUCUCUUACAAGGCUGUAGAAGUGUCGAAUUAGACUGCUGGGAUGGCGAUGAUGGGAUGCCUAUCAUUUACCAUGGGCACACUCUUACUACUAAGAUCUCUUUUAAGGAGGUAGUUGAAGCCAUUGAUCGCAAUGCAUUUAUCACAUCUGACAUGCCAAUUAUCAUAUCCAUAGAGAACCACUGUUCCUUACCUCAGCAGCGCAAGAUGGCUGAAAUUUUCAAGAAUGUAUUUGGAGAUAAGCUGGUGACCAAGUUUUUAUUUGAGAGUGACUUUUCUGACGACCCCAUGCUUCCUUCACCUGGCCAGCUGAAAAGAAAAAUCCUGCUUAAAAAUAAGAAGCUCAAAGCCCAUCAAACACCAGUGGAUAUAUUGAAACAGAAGGCUCACCAGCUGGCGCAUAUGCAAGCACAGGCUAGCAAUGGUGCUAGCAACCCCACACCUGCCAAUGAAGAGGAAGAAGAUGAAGAGGAUGAGUAUGACUAUGACUAUGAAUCUCUCUCUGAUGAUAACAUUCUUGACGACCGACCUGAGAAUAAAUUAUCAAGUGAUAAGCUGCAGUUUGAAUAUAAUGAAGAGACUGCCAAAAGAAUAAAGAAGGCUGAUUGUGCUACUUACAGUAAUAAAGGAAAGGUUUACGACAUGGAACUGGGGGAAGAAUUCUAUCUUCCACAAAACAAGAAGGAAAGCCGACAGAUAGCCCCAGAGCUAUCAGAUCUUGUCAUUUACUGUCAAGCUGUGAAGUUCCCAGGCUUGUCAACUCUAAACCCAUCUGGCUCUAGCAGAGGAAAAGAAAGAAAAAGCAGGAAGUCCAUUUUUGGCAACAAUCCUGGUAGACUGAGCCCUGGGGAGUCAGCUACUCUUGCCAAAGCAUCUGGAAAAGGUCCUUUUGAUGUGAUGCGGCAGACGUGGGAAGACCCCUCCUCUCCUUAUAACUCUCCAGCUUCUCUCAGUGCUAUCAUAAGGACGCCCAAGUGCUACCACAUCUCCUCCCUGAACGAGAACGCUGCUAAGCGGCUGUGCCGGCGGUACUCCCAGAAGCUGAUCCAGCACACCACCUGCCAGCUCCUGCGGACGUACCCCGCUGCCACGCGCAUCGACUCCUCCAAUCCCCAUCCACUCAUCUUCUGGCUCCACGGCGUGCAACUCGUGGCUCUUAACUACCAGACAGACGAUCUUCCCCUGCAACUCAAUGCAGCAAUGUUUGAGGCUAAUGGUGGCUGUGGAUAUGUUCUGAAACCUCCUGUUCUAUGGGAUAAGAAUUGUUCAAUGUACCAGCAGUUUUGUCCAUUAGAAAGAGAUCUUGAUAAUAAGGAGCCAGCUAUAUAUUCUUUAACAAUCGUGUCUGGGCAGAACGUGUGCCCCAGCAACAGUACAGGAAGUCCUUGCAUCGAAAUCGAUGUGCUUGGGAUGCCCCUGGACAGCUGCCAUUUCCGGACCAAACCCAUUCAUCGCAACACGCUCAACCCAAUGUGGAAUGAGCAGUUUCUUUUCCGGGUUCAUUUUGAAGAUUUGGUCUUUCUUCGGUUUGCAGUUGUUGAAAAUAACAGUUCAGCUAUAACGGCUCAGAGAAUCAUUCCACUGAAAGCUCUGAAAAGAGGCUAUAGACAUGUCCAGCUCCAUAACCUGCACAAUGAGGCACUGGAAAUCUCUAGUUUGUUCAUAAACAGUCGGAGGAUGGAAGAAAGUCCCUCUGGAAACACUGUGCCUGCAUCUAUAUUGUUUAGUUCGGGCGAAAGGAAAGCCUCUGUCCCUUACAAAGUGACAAUCCAUGGAAUUCCAGGCCCGGAGCCCUUCACUGUUUUUAACAUCAGUGGAGGGACCACAGCUGCACAGCUUCUCCAUCAGCUCUUGGAGACCACAAAAGGCACUGAGUCAUGUGCUGCAGACUAUUUUCUGAUGGAAGAGAAAAGUUUUUUAUCUAAAGAAAAGAGUGAAUGCAGAAAACCACCAUUCCAGAGAGUAAUUGGUCCUGAAGAAGGGCUUGUGCAGCUCUUGAACAGUUGGUUCCCAGAAGAAGGAUAUGUUGGAAGAAUCAUCUUUAAAACCCGAGAGGAAAAUUUAAAUGAGAGAAACGUCUUUCAAGAAGCAAAGGAAGAUGCAGCCAUCACCUCGGAGGACGACAGUUUCUUCGUUCAGGUACACGAUGUCUCCCCCGAGCAGCCACGCACUGUCAUCAAGGCACCGCGCUUCAGCACCGCGCAGGAUGUCAUACAGCAGACUCUUUGCAAAGCCAAGUACUCCUACAGCAUUCUGAGCAAUCCAAAUCCGAGCGACUAUGUGCUCCUGGAAGAGGUGACAAAAGAGCCAACAAACAAGAAGUCCUCAACAUCUAAACCGUCUCAGAGGAUUCUCUCUGAUCAAGAGUGCGUGUUUCAGGCCCAAAGCAAGUGGAAGGGAGCAGGAAAAUUUAUUCUUAAACUCAAAGAACAGGUUCAGGCAGCAAGAGAUGACAAAAGAAAAGGCAUUUCCUUUACCAGUGAGCUCAAAAAGCUGACCAAGUCAAGUAAGCAGUACCGGGGCUUCAUUUCACCGCCCCUGCAAGUCCUGCCUGACAGCCCACAAAAUAAGGAUGACAGGCCCACGUGCAGCUUGACUUUUAGCGACGUUAUGGAAUAGUCACCACCAGUGCUUCCAGUACAUCUGUGCAGGUGACAAAGGCACCACUAAAUCACCAACAGAAUUCAAGCGCAACAAAGUAGAUUGUGGAAAAAUCCCAGACACAUCCCCUCCUCUCCACCAUUUGUUCUUUCAUUUAUUCUGCAAACUGGAAUUUACAACACUGAACCCUUCUCCAGUGCCCUUGAAGGAAUCUGCUGAGGUCUGAACUGGUCGGCAAUUGUUUGGUCUGUGCUUUUAAUGCUUAACCAGGCAGUGCUGCUGGAUUAACAUCCAGAAUCUGGGAACGCUAGAUGGGAUGGCAGAUGGGAGAGCUGCCUGUCAGCUCCCCUCUAUCUUCACUUCUGCAAAGUCUUGACAGGCAGAUGAAGAAUUUUUCUUGGACUGUAUGUUGUAAACAAACAUGUUACCACCCCGUCUCCUUUUUAAACAAAAGAUUUUAGCUAAUUGCCUUAAGGGAAACCAAAGGCAGAGAACCAGAGUGUUCUUUUAUGUGUAUUAUAUUAACAUAAUGCACUUUUACAUAAGGAUUCCUGUUGAACACUGUGUUUAGUGACUGUAAAGAGAUGAUUUAAAUAUACUGUAACUUCCUUGGCUUAUCAGUUUAACUUUGGUGAAUAUACACAAAUUGCUCAAGUUAUUUAUGGUUUAUCUGCUUUAACAAAAUAUUGUACAGUAGUUAAAUACACCUAACUGGUAGUGAUACUUUGAUAAAGAACAACAUUAUCAUCUUAUAAAGUCUAGUUUUCCAGGCUUGCGUUUAAAGAAAGAAUAUUUAUUAUCAUGUCCCAAAGUAUGUGUCAUUGUGUAAUAUAUUUAUCAUAUACUACUUUUUAGAAACUGCAGAAUUUUCACCUCCCUCUGGAUUUAGAGGAAAAAAUGUUUGAACUUGCCUGCUUGUUUCUUUGCAGCACAAGAAGUCUGAUAUCCCAAACUGACCAAACUCAAACAGAGUACUGAAAAACAUAAUUAACACUUCAGAGUUGUAUGAAAAUGCCUACAGUUCGUUGGUUUUUUUUUACUUACUUCUUAAUCCCAGAGAGCAUAAACACUCUUACACUACAACACUUGACACUUUGUUUACAUAGAAACACUGUUUAAAGUCUGAUGUUUGCUGAAUUCAUCUUUUGAUAUUUAAGAUAUUACGGUUGCCUCUUUUUUUACUCCAUGAGGGUUAUUAAUGUUUUUAGUUAGUUAAUUAAUCUAUAUAUACCAACUUACAAGGGAACAAAUAAAACAAUUGCUGAAACCACCCAUCCCUUCCAUUUCCCAUACAAAGUAUACCUGUGGUGGGUAAGUGGCCCUGCACACAUCUGGGCUCCCUGGAGCACUCCCUGAACCACGCAGAGUGAGCUGUCUGACUCAAGAGAGAAUCCAUACUACAGAGAUUGAUUCUUGCGGUCGCAGCCUGCAUGCUGACUUUAGCACUUAAGCACAAACUGCUGCUGCUCCUAAAAGAGUCUGCAUCAGGCAAAGAAUAGAACAGCACUGCAACUACAAGGAUGUGCACUUUUGGUAGCGUAAGGAUGAAAGGAAAGGAAGGUCCACUAUCUGCAGAUGGUAGACCUCCUUCCUUCCCCAGUAAUUACAGAAUAAACCAAAAGAAAGCCAACUCAUGCUCUGAUGUAUAAAUAAGCAGGUAGAAGCUACAUUUUCCCACCAGUUUCUUUUACAAUGCCCUACUGAGAGUUCCUGUCUGUCAGAUGUUAACAAGGCAAAACGUGCCCCCUUGAGGUUGUUUCCAGCUGUCAGGAAAAAUAACCACAGACCUGGUCACAUAGCCCCUCGCUGAGACUGUGCACCUCCCAGUGCUUAUCUUUAGUACUGAGACAGGAAACAGUUUUCUAACCAUAAUUAAUUUGAUCUGGAAUACUUCGGAAUUACUGGGAAAUGCAUCAACCUACUGCACAAUUCAACUAAUGCAACAGGUUCUUAAAUGCUAGUCUUUUUCUCUGUUAUUUUAACACAGUGGCAGUUUCAUAUCACUAAUUGUUUUUCUUCCAGUGCUUUGGGGUAUUUUUAGAAAUAAGAAUUAUUUUCCUGUAGAGUUUAUCCUUAACUAUUUGACUACUUUAAAAAAAAUAUUCAACAGUACUGAAAAUAGAAUUCUUAAUAUCACUCAGCACCAUGCUUGCUCCAACAUACAAAACCCUUACACCCAUUUCAUCAGCCAGUAAUGGUUUUCUUUCACAUAGAUUUAAAUUAAAAAAAGAAAUAAAUCUUGUGAAAUUCAGGGGCAACAGCAGCAGUGUCACAAGGUGUAAUGCAGCUCCACCACUGGCCCGAAGUCUAGUGGAACUUAGGAAUAGCAGUUAAGUACUUUUUCUGCUAAUACAAUAACUCUCCAGUUGUUGGAAAAGUUGAUUAAUUUAAGUAUCUUCCUCAUCAGUCAAGAUCUAAAACUGUUUUCUGCUGUUUGUCACAGUAAAACAGAACAGGAAAAUAUUUAUCUAGAAUUUUGUCAGGCUAAUUAUAAUGUUUCAGUACUUUCAUUAAUGCACAAAUAUCACAACCUCAAGUUACAGAAAGGAAAAUACAUUCAUUUUCACGUUACAAACUAUUUACAGGAAACAGUUUCCAGGAUAAAGUCUGAAAGAAAGGAAUGUAAAUAGGCAACACCUUCCAGAAAAAAGCACUUUGAGUGGUAGCAGGCCCCAUUCUGAUGAGUUUACAGGUAAAACCCUCAUGCUCAGUUGCCUCUUGGCCAUAUGGGAGUAUUUUAUUCCAUUUUUUUUAAAAAACCACUGUACUUUUUAAUACCAAUAUCUUCUUGUGAAUCUUUUUUUAUGGUUUUCCUCACAAAGCACGUGCUGUUUGCAGUGCUGUGACUAGAUGGGACAACACUCGGGCUGCCAGGGAUUCCAGGCUUGCUCCAGUACUGCUCAGUUUUCAGGAACUGGGGCACACCGGGGGGGAAUUCCUAUGGGCUGAAGAGCUUCCUGUUUAUAUCUUACUCAUCCAGCUUGAACGAAGCAGCAAAAUACUGUACAAUUUUUAUACAGUAUAGUUACAAUUUUUAAAUCCUAAUCACCUAUUUUUAUUGAUAGUAAAGAGUUUUACUAGAUGAAGGAUCUCAAUAGCCAUCUUUUCAAAGUGGUCUGCUUCCAGAAAUCAUAUGCUUCUAGGAAUUAAUUAAAGACUUCAACUAGUAAUCUACGGGAAUGUGUUCCUGAAAUAUUCAGGAAAUAUUUGUCUUUAAAAAAAGAACUUGUUGGUAGCUUUCCAGUUCAGUGAAAGGCUGAGUCUGCAGCUUCUGAAACAGAACUCUCUCCCUUCUGCUCUCACUCUCUGAAUGCUGUUAAGCUUCAGCUAACGUUUGUUUUUUAAUCACUGGCUCUUAGUAGACCACUACAAAACUCAGUUUACUUUUGGGGUAUCCCACUAACUGUAACAAUGGUGGAGUUUUUUCACUAUGUCAUAAAUAUUUUGUAACUGCAAUAGUGAUAGACAUUUGACAGGGUUAGCAAAUUAAACGCAAAAAUAAAUAACAGUGAAUAGAUUUUGCUCCAAUACUUGCAUAGAGUAUUUCAGAAAGACUUACUUGUUAGCUGCACACUCACCUUCCUCUGCCUCCUAACGCAUGUCACAGCAUUCUGACAGUGCGGAGUCACUACGUGCCAGUCAUUAGAUUGUUUGAAAACUAUGUAAAAUGAACAAUUCUAAAAGCAACUUUCCACCUAGGCUAUUUCCUCUUUGCUGACUUGAAGAAUAAACUUGUAUCUGUAUAUGUUGUAAAAAAUAAAUGGUUUAAGAUGCUGACUCUUUCCUUUUGCCUUCCUGAACUGACAAAGGCUGAUGGCACCCUUAGAAUUCUUUGGAAUUUAAGUCACGUGCACAUUUGCAAUCACUUUAACAAGUCCUGAAAAGCUAUAGGAAUGGCAACCUGAGCAGCCAGAAACACACAUAUUACCAGCAGUAUUAUACAGACAGUUUUGUAUUCCCAAUACAGGAAUAUAUAUUUUCUAAUCCAUUAGUAGAUAGAUACCCAUUGCAAAAUUGCAAAACUGUGAAUUUACAUUUAACCACAAAGAAUUUGGUCCAACAGUCUAAUCAACACUAAAAGCACAUAUUAAAAUAAAAAUAAAUUAUUAUAGAAGGAUCUAGGAACCAUAAGAUAAAGGACAAAGUGCCUCACAGAAAAAGAAACUUUUUAUAAUUAUUGUAAGGAGGUUGGUGACUUGACCAAAAGCUUUGCAAAACUUAUCAUAUCACAUACUAAAUACUAUAAAAUAUAUUGGCUGCCAGCCUUGUCAGCCCACCACACUGCCCUAUGGAACAGAGUUCUGAAUAAAGCAAUUAUCAGCCUUAAGUUCUUCAAUAUAUUUUACCUAUUGUUUGUAAAGCUGAUAUGCAGCUGAAAAUGGGUUCUGAAACAACCAGGCAAUAGCUGAAAUUUGGGGAAUGGGGAAAAAAAAUCAAGAUUUAAAAUCCUUACCUUGAAUUUGUCCUGUAUUCUUCACAGUGAUGAUUUAUUGAAGACAUUGUAGAGCUGUCAACUAUGAAGAUAGUUCAGAAAUUGAAC
Messenger RNA from Phasianus colchicus (ring-necked pheasant), 12249 nucleotides. Lineage: Eukaryota; Metazoa; Chordata; Aves; Galliformes; Phasianidae. The record is from RefSeq and is a predicted model, not a curated record.